AUGAAGAGAAAAAUUGAUGGAAUCCUUACGAAUCCCGCUUCAACGCAGCAACAAAACGGCUUCAAAGAUGGAAACGGUGCACCUUCUGUUCUCCAAGCAAAUCCACUGCAGGAUGAUUCCUUAUCGGACUCUGAGCUGGAUGAAAUUCUUAAUCAGCGAAGUCCUUCAUACAAUUUUAUUCAAGAUGAAAUUGAAUAUGAAGAUGUUGACGAGGACUUUCCUAUGGCUUGUGGCGACCAAUACGCUCAGGAGUCGAACCAAUACGCUCAAGAGUCGAACCAAUACGCUCAGGAGUCGAACCAGUACCCUCAGGAGUCGAACCAAUAUGCUCAGCAAUCGAACCAGAAGCCUUCUUUGGUGUCUGUGGUGGCAUCAAGGAAGAAUGCCACACAUUUGAUGAUAAAUGACGAUCGUGUAUCUGAAUACAAAAUUUCUUAUUCUACGAAGAAGAAGUUUAUUUUCGAAUGCUGCAAAUUGACUUCUGAAGGAAAAACUUGUCCGAAGAAAUAUGAUGUUACAAUCGAUCCUGCUCUAACUUCUCUUCAUACGAAAGAGAGAAAAAAUGGAAGAAGUCAGACAUAUUUGGUGAUAAAUCAAAAUGUCAAUAAAAAUAUUCUCUUCGACAAGUCCUUCUACAAAGUUGAGGCGACAGAAGCACAACUACAACUAUCCCACACAUGCUGUGAUGCACCAGAUCAAGAAAAUAUGGAGAAAGAAAUUAUAACGAAGAUAAAAACAUAUCUUUACGAUAACUUUCAAGCCCUCAAAUUCUCAAGUCCGAACAGUAUUAAGCGACAAGUAUUGGAGAUUCUAUCUGAAGAUUAUACGUAUGAUGAACUAGUCAUGGCUUUUCCCAAUCAGCAACAAUGGGAGCAACUAUAUCGUUAUUAUCGUGAGACUAAUGUGCCUGUUCGUGGAGCUCUUGACGAUAUUGAAAAUUUCCAAUUCAAACCAGAAGAUUUUCUUGUCAAUUCAAAAACAAUUGUCCAUCAAGAAGGGCCCGACUUAUAUUUUUACGAUACUGAUACGAUCAAAGAAUGCUCAGAUAUUUCUGUAAUUCAAGCAGCUGUCUCCACCGUGGCCGUUAUGAAGAAGAUUACCGCCGAGUUUUUGGCCAUAUGGCUUCAGUUUAUAAAAAAAUAG
This is a messenger RNA of Oikopleura dioica, 1143 nucleotides long. Lineage: Eukaryota; Metazoa; Chordata; Appendicularia; Copelata; Oikopleuridae. The record is from the annotation of a GenBank genome assembly.